AUGGAGGCGGCAGCCGCGAUCGAUGAGGAGCACGAGGUGUAUGGUGCCGAGAUCCCUGACGAGGUCGAGGAGGAAGCGCACGAAAAGGCCGAAGGGCCCGCCAGAGACGAUGGAUCUGCCAAGGAGCUCGAGGACAUGAAGAAGAGGCUGAAAGAAAUGGAGGACGAAGCAGCGGCUCUGCGAGACAUGCAAGCCAAGGUCGAGAAAGAAAUGGGUGCUGGCCAAGAUGCUAAUGCGGCCUCUCAAGCAGGAAAAGAGGAAGCUGAUGCUCGCUCCGUCUACGUUGGCAAUGUGGAUUACUCGUGCACUCCCGAAGAAGUCCAGCAGCAUUUCCAAUCUUGUGGAACUGUGAACCGGGUGACGAUUCUCACAGACAAGUUUGGACAACCGAAGGGAUACGCGUAUGUUGAGUUUCUCGAAGGAGAAGCCGUCCAAAAUGCGAUUUUGCUGAAUGAAUCGGAGCUCCAUGGACGUCCAUUAAAGGUGUCUGCGAAGAGAACCAAUGUUCCCGGGAUGAAACAAUACCGGGGGAGGAGAUUUGAUCCAUCCUACGCUUACAUGACACGGAGAGCGUACAUGCCACCUUAUGCCUACGCUCCUUACGGAUUCGGGAAAAUUCCGAGGUUCCGAAGGGCAAUGCGAUACAGGCCUUACUUCUGACUGUUGCCCGGAAUAUAUGCUCGAUUGGAUCGUAUCUAUUGGGAUUCAAGCAAAAGAGCCCAAAAAAGAAUGGAAAAGAGCAAGAUACUCGCCUUUUCUCGAAGGAGAGAGAUCAUCACGAAUCGGGAGAAGAAGCGCAAGAAGAUUGUGCAGAAAGAUUGUGCAGAGCUUCGCUUUUCUGUCUGCGUUUUGAGAGCCAUAGUGCGUCAUUCUUUUUCAGUGCCUGGAACUAGAAUCCUUGCUAAGGCAGUUUAAUUUAUUAAUAAUCAACCUUUCUGUC
Selaginella moellendorffii is the source of this 940-nucleotide messenger RNA. RefSeq names its product polyadenylate-binding protein 2. Lineage: Eukaryota; Viridiplantae; Streptophyta; Lycopodiopsida; Selaginellales; Selaginellaceae. The transcript has 7 exons. Gene Ontology annotation, molecular function: RNA binding. The record is from RefSeq and is a predicted model, not a curated record. Bases 1 to 660 code for a protein of 219 amino acids.